AUGACAGAAGGGAGCGUUGCUGAACAAACUGCUGCUCCAGUUGUGAGUGAAUCUCCAUCGGUGAUAAAACGAUGGGAAGAAGAUUAUUCAGAAACAAAAGUUGAUGAAAUUGAAUAUGAUUACAUCAUUGUCGGUUCUGGCUCGGCUGGUUCGGCUCUAGCCAGUCGUUUAUCAGAAGAUGAGACAAAACAAGUUCUUUUGAUUGAAGCUGGUGGUGUGGAUACAAAAGAUGAAAUUCAUAUGCCAGCUGCAUGUGCAAAUUGUCAACGUUGUGAAAUCGAUUGGCAGUAUAAAACCGUUCCUCAGAAGAAUUCGCACUUUGCUUGUAAAAAUCAAGUCGGUAAUUGGCCACGUGGAAAAGUAUUAGGUGGCUGCUCAUCUAUAAAUUACAUGCAAUUUGUUCGCGGUGAUCCAAAUGAUUACAAUAACUGGAAUUUACCUGAGUGGACAUUUGAUGUCAUGAUCAAAUACUUCAAAAAGUUAGAAAUUGCUGAUAAAAACACAAUUCCGUUGAAUUCGAAAUACCGAAGUCAUGACGAGAAGAAUGGGAUGGUUAAUGCAUCUUCUUUGGACGCUGCCAAUGAGCUGAACAAAUUAUUCAUCGAGUCAUCAAUUAAAAAUGGUUUCCAUCAAACCGAUGAUUAUAAUGCAGAGGAUAGUUUGAACGGAUGUGUUGCUCAUUCACAAGUCUCAACACAAGGCGGUAAACGUUGGUCAACUGCCAGUGCUUAUCUAUUGAGCGCUGUGAAAAGAAAGAAUUUUCAUCUAUUGGUCAGUGCAUACACGACCAAAGUGACUUUUGACGAGAAGAAAAAUGCAACAGGAGUAAUCAUUCGGCGGGAAAAAUCUUUGGAUACAGAUGAAACUAUCCGUGGGAAAGAAGUUAUUCUCUCGGCCGGUACAAUUGGUAGUCCACAGCUGCUUCUUCUCUCCGGUAUUGGCCCUCGGAAAGAAUUAGAAAAAUUUCAAAUUCCGGUUAUCGUCGACUUACCUGGUGUCGGCAAAAAUCUUCAGGAUCAUCUCAUUGUCCCUAUAUUCUAUUCGAGCACAAUUCAAACACUUUCUCUCGCUGAUUUAAAUCAAGAAAAUCUAAUCAAUUGGGCAACGAACGGUAAAGGUGUUUUAACUUCAUGUGUUGUCGAAUCGCAAUCAUGGUGUCAAGUAAAUCAAAACGAAGAAAAUAACGUUCCGGAUAUUCAAACACAUUUCUGUCCGUUUACAGUUCCGAAAGAUGUGAUUGAAAAUUUUAAUUAUAAAGAUGAAGUAUUGGAGAAAUGUUUUAUUAAUGGCAAUCAGUGGACUGCGAUUUGUAUUCCAACUAUUCUUCAUCCGAAAUCUCGAGGAGAGAUCGUUUUAGCAAGUGCAAAUCCACUGGAUUAUCCAUUGAUCGAUCCGAAUUAUUUAGAAAAUGACGAAGAUGUACGAACAUUAAUUAAAGCCUGUCAGCUAUUCGAUAAAAUCUGUCAAACCGAGCCGUUAAAAAAUGUUCUUCAGUCAUUAGCCGAAGAUCUGAAUGAAGAAGUGAAAAAGUCCGAAAACGAAGAGAAAUUCUGGGAGACUUAUAUCAGAAAAUAUGGUAUAACUGUUUAUCAUCCGGUUGGAACAUGUCGAAUGGGUUUAGAAAAUGAUCCAAUGACUGUUGUCACACAAGACACAAAAGUCAAAGGUGUUCAAGGUUUACGUGUUGUUGAUGCCAGUAUUAUUCCUAAACUCAUUUCUGGCAAUACAAAUAUUCCCACGAUUGCACUUGGUGAACGAGCAGCCGACUUAAUCAAAUCGAAUUUUUAA
Adineta ricciae is the source of this 1788-nucleotide messenger RNA. NCBI's taxonomy places the organism in Eukaryota, Metazoa, Rotifera, Eurotatoria, Adinetida, Adinetidae. The record is from the annotation of a GenBank genome assembly.